Euleptes europaea (tarantolino) is the source of this 1299-nucleotide messenger RNA. It is a transcript of the gene AUP1, whose product is annotated as AUP1 lipid droplet regulating VLDL assembly factor. Gene Ontology annotation, molecular function: ubiquitin binding. The record is from RefSeq and is a predicted model, not a curated record. The transcript is spliced from 12 exons. Gene Ontology annotation, cellular component: membrane. The coding region runs from base 1 to 1287 and encodes 428 amino acids. Lineage: Eukaryota; Metazoa; Chordata; Lepidosauria; Squamata; Sphaerodactylidae.
AUGGAGGCCGCCCCGCCCGCCGCGCCCCCCCCGCCCGGCCCCGACCGCCUCUUCGACUCGCACCGGCUGCCGAGCGACGGGCUGCUGCUGCUGUCGCUGCUGCUGUACGCGCCGGUGGGGCUGUGCCUGCUGCUGCUGCGCCUCUUCCUCGGCCUCCACGUCUUCCUGGUCAGCUGCGCCCUCCCGGACAGCGCCCUCCGCAGGUUUGUCGUGCGGGUGAUGUGCUCGGUGCUGGGCCUCCUGGUGCGGCAGAGCCAGCCACGGCAGCACAGCCUCCGGGCCCGCGUCUACAUAGCCAACCACGUCACUCGCUUCGACCACAACAUCAUUAACUUGCUGACCUCCUGCAAUGCGCCCAUGCUGAAUGGGGCCUCCGGCUUCAUUUGCUGGUCCCGGGGCUUCCUGGAGGUGGGGAGCACGGGAGGCCGCGCGGAGCUCCUGGAGUCCUUGAAGGCCUACUCCUCCCACGGAGGCAACCCACCUCUGCUGCUCUUCCCUGAAGAAACCACCACCAACGGGAGGGUUGGCCUUCUGCGCUUCAGCACGUGGCCCUUCUCAAUCUUGGACAUGGUCCAGCCAGUGGCCCUGCAAGUACAGAGGCCCUUUGUUGCUGUGAGCACUGCUGAUGCCUCCUGGGUGACUGAGCUGCUCUGGACUUUCUUUGUGCCCUUCACCGUUUAUCAAGUAAGGUGGCUCCCUUCAGUCUGCAGGCGAGCUGAGGAGACACGGGAGGAGUUGGCUCUCCGGGUCCAGGAGCUCCUGGCCUUGGAGCUCGGGGUGGUGUCGACACGGGUCACUGCUGCUGAUAAAGCAGAGCACCUGAAGCGACUGCGCCACAGCCCUCCGGCUCCCUAUGCCCCAGUCCCGAGUCAACCCUCGCCGGUCCAACCUCAAACUCUCCCUAGCCCGCCCACCACGGAGGAUACGCGCUUGACAGGCAUGGCUCAGCGUGUCAAGGAAGUCCUGCCCCACGUGCCCCUGGCAGUCAUUCGCAAGGACUUGGCCCAGACUAACUGCGUGGAUGCCACCAUCGCCAACCUGCUGGAGGGCCGGGUUUCCUUCACCCCCAUCGAGGCAGAAGAGGAGCUCUCCUUGCUUGGUCCGUCGGUCUCCAGUGCCCAGCCCCCGGCGUCUCCCCCCCUGGCUAUGCUGCCCCUGAAGGUCUUUGCUAGGUCCCCAGAGGCCAGGCACCUCUCCCUGCAGGACCGGAAGCACGCGCUCUUGGACUAUGCCAGAAGGAGAUACACAGAGAAAUACGGGAUCCCCCAGAGCCAGGGGAGCCACUGAGCAGACCGCGUU